Molecule: messenger RNA, 906 nt
Organism: Adineta ricciae
Lineage: Eukaryota; Metazoa; Rotifera; Eurotatoria; Adinetida; Adinetidae
Source: the annotation of a GenBank genome assembly
AUGAUUGAACCAUUCCGCAUCGAUAUUCCACAGUCAGCACUUGAUGAUCCGAAAUAUCACCUCGAAUGGACACGUUGGCCUGAUCGAGAAACAGUCGAUGAUUGGAAACAAGGUGUACCUCUCGAAAAGGCUAAAUCGCUCGUCGACUACUGGCGUCUGUACUACGAUUGGCGUCGCUUUGAAAAUCGAGCAACAACUGAUGGUAUAAGAACAUGGCAAUGCACUACCAAUCAUAUUUACCCAUAUGGAAGGCCUGGUUCGUUCAUUGAAUUUCUUCGCGUCAUUCCACGCCUCACGAACCCUACGACAUUUGGAGGCAAGGCUGAAGAUGCUUUCCAUAUUGUUGUACCAUCAAUUCCAGGUUACGGAUUUAGUGACAAACCAAAAGAAACCGAAUGGCACACGGCACGUAUUGCGAGAGCAUGGGUAAUACUUAUGCAACGUUUGGGUUAUCAAAAAUGGAUUGCUCAAGGUGGUGAUUGGGGAACUGAUAUAGCAAUAAUACUGGGCUCUAUACGUCCUAUAGGGCUUCUCGGUAUUCAUCUCAACUUCCAAUACGUUUUCCCGGACGAUCAAUCCGAUAACUUCUCGCCUGGUGAACAACGAGCGAUAGACAUAGCGAGCCACUAUCUCUCCGAUGGAUGGGAGUUUUUUUCAGUAACAAAGUACACGACUUCAAACGAUUGGGUAUGGAUUGUGACUCGUCUGUUGCUCUCGCUAUGUAUAUUUACGAGAAAUUCUAUGAAUGGACCGAUAACAAGGACGAGCCUGUACAUGCAGUCAAGAUCGAUGACAUACUUGAUAACAUCAUUUUCUACUGGUUGGCCAACACUGGUACUUCUGCAGCACGACUCUUCUGAGAAUGUCGUUAGCGGGCCCAUCGCUUUAUUUACCGGUCAUUGCUAG